GCGCUGGGCCUUCGCCGUUGACAGUUGGCCUUCGGCGUUGGUGCAGGGAGGUCGUUGCUGCUUCGUGCGGGGCAGCCACGCGGUCUACACGAAGUCGUUGGUGGGGACCUUCAGGUGGGCACGCGACGCGCCGGCGUCCUUCAGGGAUAUUCUGGCCAAGUUGGUCACGUUGCUGCGGUCGUACGCCGUCAGCGCCAGGGCUCCGCCGGCGAGCAGGACGACGGCGAGGGGCAGAGACGCGCGGCUUGGUGUCAUGGUGGGACGGAGCUGAGUGGAGUCCGUCUUUUUCGUCGCCCGGCUGGAGCCGUUGUUGGGAUGGAGUGCGACGUGUGCAUGCAGCACUUCGACUCGGAGGAGCGCCGCCCCAAGGUCCUUCCCUGCGGCCACACGUACUGCAUCUCGUGCCUGAGGCAGCUGCCGGCCAAGCAGUGCCCCGUCGACAAGAAGGUGUUCCAGCUUGACAAUUUAUCGGACAACUACAAGCUCCUCACUGUUGCAGCGUCUUCUCUGCUUCCGCCUGUCCGCUUCUGGUGUAUCAGCUGCGAGAAGGAGGCGACCGGGCACUGCGUGGACCGGCACGACAUCCGCAGCGUCACGGCUCAGCGCACCAAGGCGUCAGAGUCGCUGCUGAGCGAGCUGCACGAGGGCGAGGAGGCCCUGGCCGCGCUGGCCGGCGUGCUGGACGAGGAGGCCGUGAACAGGCAGGCGCAGGACUGCAGCGAUCUGCUGAAGCAGGAGCGGGUUCGUCUGGCCUCAGCGAGGAACCGGCUGCUGGACGCGGUGGGGGCGGAGGCGUCGGUCUGGGAGCAGGCCACGCAAGCCGCGGUCGCGGUGCAGAGCGUUAACGAACUGUCCCAGAGCGCCGCCCAGCUGACGAAUGACGUAUUCGACCCCUCGACGUCAUGGACCGUGCUGGGCGCUGUAGGGGGCGUCGCGGCGUGGACUGGCGAGAUGCGGCCCGCGGAGAACGCGGCGGCCAGGCUGCUGCUGUGCGGUUUGGCGUGUAGUGGAGGGCUCCGGGCGUCGGCGCAGCAACCCGAUAAGCAGCCUAAUCCGGUGCAGCAACCCGUUAAGCAGCCCAAUCCGGUGCAGCAACCCGAUAAGCAGCCCAAUCAGCAACAAGAACAGAAACAAGCUCGGAGGCGGAGGCUGUCGAUCAUUGUACAGAGAACGCGUGGCAGGGGGUCAGCGGACGGUUACCUGCAUCAGCCACGUCCAAAAUUUCUACAUUGUUUAAGGUGAAGAGGGGGAUGAAGGCUCCUCUAGGUCAAGGGGACCGCAUCGCGGCUUCUACCGGUGCUAAGGACUGCUACGGUAGGUAA
Molecule: messenger RNA, 1322 nt
Organism: Thrips palmi
Lineage: Eukaryota; Metazoa; Arthropoda; Insecta; Thysanoptera; Thripidae
Exons: 7
Coding region: 316-1242 (308 amino acids)
Source: RefSeq, a predicted model, not a curated record